GCUUGAAGACAACAUUUAGGAGGCAUCUUCCAUUCUCUCCUCUUGCCCUUCCCUAAGCCCAGCUAUUGUCUCCUCCAUUCAUCCUCCCUCCAGUCCCUGGGAAGGUGUCUCCUGUCUCUGGGAGCUGUUUGUGUUGCACCUGCUCUGUGCACAGCAUCCUUCUUCUUCCUCCUCCUCCUCCUCCCUUUUUUGCACAUCCAGGAUCCAAAGAGGAGACACGCCUGGUACAAGAGGGGGAUACAGAAGAAUCUCAGCUCUAUAGGAGGAAAGAGAAGACCCUCAUAGCAAAGGAGAGCCGCACACAGACAUAGACACCCUCCAGCCCUUGGAAUUAAAUGCCACCUGUGUCCUGAUGGGAGAGAAAUAGAGGUGAUCCCUGAUCCUGUGGGAGGCUGAUCUGGAUAAAAGCAAAGGAGGAGAGAGCAUUGUUCCUUUGCUUUGGAUUCCAUUAUGAAAGGAGCUAAGCAGUAAAUUAAAAGGUGCAGGAUGAAAAGAUGGCGCAGGCACGACUUGUACCACCAGGGCCCGACAGCUUCCGCUAUUUUACCAGGGAGUCUCUUGAAGCCAUCGAGAAGCGCAUUGCAGAGGAGAAAGCAAAGAAGCCCAAACAAGAGAACAUUGACGAUGAUGACAAUGGCCCCAAGCCGAGCAGUGACUUGGAAGCAGGCAAAAGUCUGCCGUUCAUAUACGGCGAUAUACCUCCGGGAAUGUGUUCAGAACCACUGGAGGACCUAGACCCAUUUUAUUAUAAUCAAAAAACUUUUAUAGUAUUGAAUAGAGGGAAGGCAAUCUUCCGCUUCAGUGCCACGUCUGCCUUGUACAUUUUAACUCCUUUCAAUCCUCUUAGAAAAAUAGCUAUUAAGGUUUUGGUACAUUCAUUAUUCAGCAUGCUCAUAAUGUGCACUAUUUUGACCAACUGCGUGUUCAUGACCAUGAGUAAUCCCCCGGAGUGGGCCAAGAAUGUAGAAUACACCUUCACUGGAAUUUAUACAUUUGAGUCUCUCAUAAAAAUUCUAGCAAGAGGUUUCUGUCUAGAAAAAUUUACCUUCCUGCGAGAUCCAUGGAACUGGCUAGAUUUCAGUGUAAUUGUUAUGGCAUAUGUGACAGAGUUUGUGGACCUGGGCAAUGUCUCAGCACUGAGAACAUUCAGAGUUCUCCGAGCAUUGAAAACAAUAUCAGUCAUUCCAGGCUUGAAGACCAUUGUGGGGGCCCUGAUCCAAUCGGUUAAGAAGCUUUCGGAUGUGAUGAUCCUCACAGUGUUUUGUCUGAGUGUGUUUGCACUAAUAGGACUUCAGCUAUUCAUGGGACACCUAAGGAAUAAAUGUUUACUUUGGCCGCCACUCUACAAUAAUUUCGGAUUCAAUAUGACUUCCUACAUCAACAGCACAAUGGAUGCAAACAGCACAUUCUACAACAGUACCUUUCCAGAAUUUGUCUGGCAGGAAUACGUUGAAGACCCAACUCACUUAUACCGGUUGGAAGGCCAGAGGGACUUUUUGCUCUGCGGUAACUCUUCAGAUUCAGGUCAGUGCCCAGAAGGAUACAUCUGUGUUAAAAUCGGAAAAAAUCCUAACUAUGGCUACACGAGUUUUGACACUUUCAGCUGGGCGUUCUUAUCCUUAUUUCGGCUGAUGACGCAGGACUACUGGGAAAACUUAUAUCAACUGACCCUACGAGCUGCUGGGAAAACCUACAUGAUCUUCUUCGUAUUGGUGAUCUUCUUGGGCUCCUUCUAUUUGGUGAACUUGAUCCUGGCUGUGGUUGCCAUGGCCUAUGAAGAGCAGAACCAGGCAACUCUAGAAGAAGCUGAGCAGAAGGAAGCUGAAUUUCAGCAAAUGUUAGAACAACUUAAAAAGCAACAAGAAGAAGCUCAGGCCGCAGCUGCAGCAGCCCUAAAUUUAUCAAGAGAAUACAGUGAAGAUGGUGGCUUUGGGCCCCUUUCAGAAAGUUCAUCAGAAGCUUCCAAGCUAAGUACGAAAAGCGCCAAAGAUCGAAAGAAUAAAAUAAGGCAGAAGAAAAGAGGGGGAGACAACGAGAAAGGUGACGACGAAAAGUUCCCAAAGUCCGAGUCUGACACCAGUAUUAAAAGAAAAGGUUUCCGAUUCUCCAUUGAAGGAAAUCGAUUGACUUAUGAAAACAAGUUUUCAUCCCCGCAUCAGUCAUUGCUGAGCAUUCGUGGAUCCCUGUUUUCUCCAAGACGCAAUAGUAGAGCCAGCCUGUUCAGCUUUAGAAACCGCGCAAAAGACAUGGGCUCAGAAAAUGACUUUGCAGAUGAUGAACACAGCACCUUCGAAGACAAUGAUAGUCGGAGAGGCUCCUUGUUUGUACCUCACAGACACGGAGAAAGGCGGAACAGCAACAUAAGCCAGACCAGCAAGGCAUCCAAGACCAUCCCAAUGCUUCCGGCCAACGGCAAGAUGCACAGCACCGUGGAUUGCAACGGAGUGGUCUCUCUGCUUGGUGGUCCAUCCGACCCAACAUCGCCUGUUGGACUACUACUGCCAGAGGUGAUAAUAGAUAAACCAGCUUCUGACGACAAAGGAACUACUACGGAGACUGAGAUGAGGAAAAGGAAAUCCAGCUGUUACCAGGUAUCUAUGGAUCUGUUAGAAGAUCCCACGGUCAUGAGGCAGAGAGCGUUGAGCGUUGCCAGUAUUUUGACAAAUACGAUGGAAGAACUUGAGGAGUCCAGGCAGAAGUGUCCGCCAUGUUGGUACAAGUUUGCAAACACAUUCUUGAUCUGGGAUUGUACUCCCAAUUGGCUGAAGAUCAAGCAUGUUGUGAAGUUAGUUGUGAUGGAUCCCUUUGUGGACCUUGCCAUAACAAUCUGCAUCGUGCUGAACACACUAUUCAUGGCUAUGGAGCAUUACCCAAUGACUGAUGAGUUUAACUAUGUUCUCUCCGCUGGUAAUUUGGUUUUUACUGGAAUCUUCACAGCGGAAAUGGUUUUUAAGCUGAUUGCCCUCGAUCCAUACUAUUAUUUUCAAGAAGGUUGGAAUAUCUUUGAUGGUAUCAUAGUGAGCCUCAGUCUGAUGGAGUUGGGCCUUGCUAAUGUGGAAGGAUUAUCAGUGCUGAGGUCAUUCAGAUUGCUUCGUGUCUUCAAGUUGGCAAAAUCAUGGCCUACCCUGAACAUGCUGAUCAAGAUCAUCGGUAACUCAGUGGGAGCUUUGGGAAACCUGACCUUGGUGUUGGCCAUCAUCGUCUUCAUCUUUGCCGUGGUCGGCAUGCAGCUGUUUGGUAAAAGUUACAAGGAAUGUGUCUGUAAGAUCUCAGAUGACUGUGAACUUCCCCGCUGGCACAUGAACGACUUCUUCCACUCCUUCCUGAUUGUGUUCCGAGUACUAUGUGGAGAAUGGAUCGAGACCAUGUGGGACUGUAUGGAGGUGGCGGGACAAUCUAUGUGCCUCUUGGUGUUUAUGUUAGUGAUGGUCAUUGGGAAUCUUGUGGUUUUGAAUUUGUUCCUGGCCUUGUUGCUGAGUUCAUUUAGUUCCGACAACCUCACAGCUACAGACGAUGACAAUGAGAUGAACAAUCUCCAAAUUGCUGUGGGAAGGAUACAAAGGGGAAUAGAUUUUUUCAAAAAAACAGUCCGUGAAUGCCUCCAAAAAGCCUUUGUUAAGAAACAGAAAGCUCUAGAUGAAAUAAAACCAUUAGAAGAGCUUCACAACCGAAAGGAAAGUUGUCUAUAUAACCAUAACGCAGUCGACAUAAAUAAAGACCUAGAUUAUCACAAAGGUGGGAAUGGAACUACGAGUGGAAUGGGCAGCAGUGUGGAAAAGUACAUUAUCGACGAGAGUGAUUACAUGUCAUUCAUACAUAACCCCAGCCUCACGGUUACUGUCCCCAUCGCUGUUGGGGAAUCUGACUUUGAGAAUCUCAAUACAGAAGAUUUCAGCAGUGAAUCCGAUCUUGAAGAAAGUAAAGAGAAGCUGAACCUAACCAGUUCAUCUGAAGGGAGCACCGUGGAUAUCAGACCUCCUGGGGUAGUUGUGGAAGGAGAAGGAGAGCUGGUGGAGUUAGAACCAGAGGAGGCUCUGGAGCCAGAUGCCUGCUUUACAGACGGAUGUGUAAAGAGAUUCCCAAUUUGUCAUGUGAAUAUUGAUGAAAAAAAUGGCAAGUUAUGGUGGACAUUUAGGAAAACCUGUUACACGAUUGUGGAACACAACUGGUUUGAAACCUUCAUCAUCUUCAUGAUCCUUCUCAGCAGUGGAGCUCUGGCCUUCGAAGACAUUUACAUCGAGCAGCGGAAAACAAUUAAGACCAUGCUGGAAUAUGCGGAUAAAGUGUUCACAUACAUCUUUAUACUUGAGAUGCUUCUGAAGUGGGUGGCCUAUGGAUUUGUAAAAUAUUUCACCAAUGCCUGGUGCUGGCUGGACUUCCUGAUUGUUGAUGUUUCUCUUGUUAGCUUAGUUGCUAAUGCCUUGGGAUAUUCAGAACUAGGGGCUAUUAAGUCUCUAAGAACAUUAAGGGCAUUGAGACCACUAAGAGCCCUCUCACGAUUUGAAGGGAUGAGGGUGGUUGUGAAUGCGUUGAUCGGAGCUAUUCCCUCCAUUAUGAACGUGCUGCUGGUCUGUCUUAUAUUUUGGUUAAUUUUCAGCAUUAUGGGAGUGAAUCUUUUUGCGGGAAAGUAUUAUCACUGUGUCAAUACUACGACAGGUGAAAUGUUUCUCGAUACGGAAGUUAAUAAUAAAUCAGAAUGUUUGCAGCUGAUACGGGCAAAUCAAAGUGCUCGAUGGAAGAACGUAAAAGUAAAUUUCGAUAAUGUGGGAGCAGGGUACCUUGCGCUACUUCAAGUGGCAACAUUUAAAGGCUGGAUGGAUAUUAUGUAUGCUGCAGUGGAUUCACGGAAGUUAGAGGAUCAGCCUAAAUAUGAAGACAACCUCUACAUGUAUUUAUACUUUGUCAUCUUCAUCAUAUUUGGCUCCUUUUUCACUCUGAACCUCUUUAUUGGUGUCAUCAUUGACAACUUCAACCAACAGAAAAAGAAGUUUGGAGGUCAGGAUAUCUUCAUGACAGAAGAACAGAAAAAAUACUAUAAUGCAAUGAAGAAACUGGGAUCUAAAAAGCCACAAAAGCCCAUUCCAAGACCACCGAACAAAUAUCAAGGCUACGUUUUUGACCUUGUGACAAGGCAGGCGUUUGACAUCACCAUCAUGAUCCUUAUUUGCCUUAACAUGGUCACAAUGAUGAUUGAAACAGAUGAGCAAAGUGAUGAUAUGGAGAACUACUUGUAUUGGAUCAACAUGGUCUUCAUUGUCCUGUUCACUAGUGAAUUUGUCCUAAAACUCAUCUCUCUGCGUCAUUAUUACUUCACCAUUGGAUGGAACAUUUUUGAUUUUGUUGUUGUUAUUCUGUCCAUUGUAGGUAUGUUUCUGGCGGACAUGAUUGAAAAUUAUUUUGUCUCUCCAACAUUAUUCAGAGUCAUAAGACUUGCCAGGAUUGGAAGAAUUUUGCGUCUCAUAAAAGGAGCAAAGGGGAUCCGUACUUUGCUUUUUGCUUUGAUGAUGUCACUUCCUGCUUUAUUCAAUAUUGGUCUUCUGCUCUUCUUAGUCAUGUUCAUUUACGCCAUCUUUGGAAUGUCCAAUUUUGCUUACGUCAAGAAAGAAGCGGGAAUCGAUGAUAUGUUUAAUUUUGAAACUUUUGGCAACAGUAUGAUUUGCCUAUUCCAGAUUACGACAUCGGCUGGCUGGGAUGGUCUGUUGGCACCAAUUCUUAACAGUGGAGCUCCAGACUGUGACCCUAAUGCAGAACAUCCAGGGAGUUCUGUCAGGGGUGAUUGUGGUAACCCCUCUGUUGGGAUCUUCUUCUUUGUUAGUUAUAUUAUCAUAUCAUUUUUAGUGGUGGUAAACAUGUACAUUGCUGUCAUUUUGGAGAACUUUAGUGUUGCCACUGAGGAAAGUGCAGAACCUCUAGGAGAGGAUGACUUUGAAAUGUUCUAUGAAGUUUGGGAAAAGUUUGAUCCGGAUGCAACACAAUUCAUUCAGUACAGUAAGUUGCCUGACUUUGCUGAUGCACUGGAUCCACCGCUUCGUAUACCAAAACCAAACAGAGUUCAGCUUAUUGCAAUGGAUCUUCCCAUGGUAAGCGGUGACAGAAUUCACUGCCUCGACAUCUUGUUUGCCUUUACAAAGCGUGUGUUGGGUGAAGGCGAUGAGAUGGAUAAUCUCCGCCAACCAAUGGAAGAAAGGUUUAUGGCCUCCAACCCUUCAAAGGUCUCUUAUGAACCAAUUACAUCAACGUUACGGAGAAAACAAGAGGAACUGUCUGCUCUUAUUAUUCAGCGUUGUUUCCGGCAAUAUCUUUUAAGGAAAACUAUUAAAAAAGCUUCAUAUAUGUAUAAAAAAGAAAAAAUGAAAGAAGCAAAUAGCUUACCUAUUAAAGAAGACAUGGUUAUUGAUAAGCUUAAUGGGAACUCAACUACUGAGAAGACAGACAUGACACCCUCUACAACAUCACCUCCAUCUUACGAUAGUGUAACAAAACCCGAGAAGGAAAAACAUGAAAAGGACAAAGCAGAAAAAGAGGACAAAAGCAAAGAUGCCAGGGAGAAUAAAAAAUAAAACUGCACAUUUUUUUUUCAUUUGUGUGACAAAUUGUUUACAACCUGUGAAGAUGACCCAUCUGUGUCAACAGGACUCCUUUAGGAGAUUUAUGCCAAACUGACAGUUCUUGCAUAUAUGUACUUAAGGUCAGUGCCUAUAAUAAGACAGUGACCUCUUGUCAAGAGAUGGUGUAUCAAGCUUGACUGGUGGUUACUGCUUAAAAACCAGUAGACACUUACUCUGGAAGCCACCAGAGGCUUCUCGGCCUGUUGGGACCAGUCAAGGGAAUGCAAACCUAUACUGUUUGUGUGUUUCACAUAAAACACUAGUACAAUAAUUGUGUCUACUGUUUGCAUUUUUAGUUACCAUAAUUCCAUAUGUUUACAGAACUUGUGUUAGUGAAUUCAUCAUUUUUUUUAAUUUGUACACCAUUUUAUUUAUAUAUGUGACUAUUUUUGUACAUGGGUUUUCCAGUAUGCUGAGGAUAAAGUACAACCUUUAAGAAAAUUAUUCCAAGUCUAUGAAAAAAUACAGACGACCACACACUGUACACGUGAAGAAGUCAUUCACACCAACUCAACGGCACGAGUAGGAAACAAACAGGCACACCUAAGCUAUUUCUUAAUAGUGGCACCAAUAUAGGGAUUAGUAUAGAAGAUUGUAUAAGAAUACCCAUUUUGGUCAGAAGAAUUCACCAUGAGAUAAGAAAGUGUGUAUCCUAACAAAAAGCAAAUUAUAAAUGGUAGUAGUCCAGUUCUAAAGUAAUUUUGAUGCACAAGGUUAGAGUAACCACGGAGCUUUCCGAUCUGUAUCUGUUGAAGGUUCGAGAUCAUGUGAUAUUAAAUCUUUGCGUUCGAGAUUAUUUAAAAUAAAAAUUUGAAAAAACAAGAACUAGAAAUGACUACUGUUAUAUAGUAUCUGGGACUAUAAAUGGAAAGUGUAAAUGGAGACAAUAGAUCAAAAAAUAAUAAAGGCUCUAGAUAUAUAUAUAUAAAGCGGACAGAAGAGUUUAAUGAAGAUGACGUCUUUCAAUAUAAAUAUAUUAUUGCUAGAGGGAUAUUUUAUUGAAUUUUAUUUAAAAUUAAAACACAUUCAUGUGCUAUAUAGCAAUGUAGGGAAGUGUGGUGGUGAGUAGAUGGGAAGAUAAUAUAUUUAAAAUCUUUGUAUUAUAAAAAAUGAAAAGAAAAAAAAAUAAAGUUCAAAAUGGAAAACACUAGACUUACUAUAGCAAGUUGUUGAAGAUGAAGCAUAAUCUCAAAAGUAUCAGAAAGUUUAAGGCUUUUCUAUGACCCAUAAUGUGCCUGAGACAUCCCGAGCCUUUUUGUAAUAUGGAAUCCCAUGGGGGGGGGGGGGGGGGUUGCCAAAGGACAGAUAAUGCUUAUUGUGCUUGCCCUGAUUUCUCUGUCUGCCCACAUGUACUGAAUAUACAGACUGCUCCCACUUGAAGCACAACAUCAUUCAGUUCGAAAGUGUUCCAUAGUGGAAUGUAUGACAAAAAAUAUUAAGGGAAAAAAAACAUAUCUCCCUAUGCGGAGCACCACCUAUUCUCAAUUUGUAAUAAAAAAAAAGUGGGUGUAACAUGUAUUGGGCCCAUCCAUUGGGAUGGUUGGACAGCACCGAUUUGCGAGUCUCCAGUUUUGUAAAACCCUCUUGUAUACAAAAUAAAUUUCUUGUUUUCGGAUCCAGAUCCUAAGAACGGCCAAUGUGUACUUCACCAAUCUAUGUUUGAUGAUGAGAUCAAUGAUGUUAGAGGUUACAUUUCUGUCCGCAGACAACAGGCUGAUGUUAUAUCACUUGAUGAAGUGUUCCACACAGAUGCUUUCAUGACACGUAAGAAGGUGUAUCAUUUAUUUAUUUUUCGCUGGUGAAACCAAGUUAACCAAUAAAUGGGCGUCUUCCCUGAAUGAUUGUAAUUAUUUUUUGACACCUUAAGUCAUGCAAAAGAAACUGUCGCUUCGUUGAUGACAAACUAGCUGUGUUACACUGUUGCCAAAACCAGUUGUGUACUGUCUUAACAAUUCUGUGUUACAAAAGAAAGUGAUAGUACUUUAAAUUGUUAAUGUAGACUCGGUCUUUUGAGAAAUGCAAGUGUUUUUGAUAAUAUAUUAACAAACUGUCUUGAAUGUACAUUGUAGAUAAAUCGGCAAUUGUAUUCCACUUAGCAUGUCACUGUAUGGGACUUGUUUCAAAUAUAUUCCAUACAAAGUGUCUUAAUUCUAUAUUUUUGCUCUGAUACAGUGUACAUGAGAUGGACAGAUGCUACAUUAAUCUAACACAGGGACCCCAUUUGUCAUAUGUUAUUUAUUAUUAUUUAUUUUCAUUUUAUUUAUUUAUUUAUUUUUUAUUCUCUGAAAAUCUUUAACUGGAACUUUAUGUGGCAUUUUCUAAGGUUCGUUCUUUCAGCGAAUAGUUUCAAUUAAAUAAAGAAAUAUGUAUUGGCUACUUUAAUAACAUUUUGGUUAUGUGACAUAAUUUAAGGUUUUAUUU
Messenger RNA from Hyla sarda, 9029 nucleotides. RefSeq names its product sodium channel protein type 2 subunit alpha. Gene Ontology annotation, cellular component: axon; voltage-gated sodium channel complex; plasma membrane. Gene Ontology annotation, molecular function: voltage-gated sodium channel activity; protein binding. The record is from RefSeq and is a predicted model, not a curated record. Lineage: Eukaryota; Metazoa; Chordata; Amphibia; Anura; Hylidae. Gene Ontology annotation, biological process: neuronal action potential; membrane depolarization during action potential; sodium ion transmembrane transport. The transcript has 27 exons. Bases 495 to 6560 code for a protein of 2021 amino acids.